UACAGAAAUAUCAAUAUCAAACAGUUUUUUAGUGAAAAAGAAAAAAAAUUUAACGAAAGGAAAAUGACUAAUCAAAGCAAUGUGAAUAAAGCAUCGGUGAUAUUUAAUCCUGUCGUGGAUUAUGACAGCGUGCUUUCGCUCUUUUUGGAAGAAUUCAAUACACGCUGGAGCAAUGUAAAACCCUCACCGGAGACUGGACUCGAAGGUUAUGAAGAACUGACCAUACUCGGUUCCGGUUCUUUUGGACAGGUGGCAUUGUCCAGGGACAAAUCCACAGGUGAUUAUUAUGCUAUAAAACUGAUGAUGAAGGAAAGAAUCGUCAAGAUGAAACAAGUUGCGCAUGUACAUAAUGAGAAACGUGUUUUGGCUUGCAUUAAAUUCCCUUUCCUAAUUUAUUUGGAGUUCUCACGCAAGGAUUUCGAUCUGCUCUAUUUGGGCUUGCCGUUCAUAAAUGGCGGCGAACUAUUUACCUAUCAUCGCAAAAUGCGUAAAUUUAAUGAGAAACAGGCACGUUUCUAUGCCGCGCAAGUGUUCCUCGCUUUCGAAUACUUGCAUUUUCUACAUCUGCUCUAUCGUGACUUGAAACCGGAAAAUGUGAUGCUCGACAAGAAUGGCUAUAUAAAAAUAACGGAUUUUGGAUUUGUGAAGAAAGUUGAUACACGCACCAUGACCCUAUGUGGCACGCCCGAAUACCUAGCGCCCGAAGUUAUACAAUCGAAACCCUACGGCUCGUGUGUCGAUUGGUGGGCUUUCGGUGUUUUCAUUUACGAAAUGGUCAAUGGCUCUUCACCCUUUGCGCCCUUCAAUCGCGACAUAAUGGUUAUGUAUGGCAAGAUCUGCGAAGGCGAUUACAAAAUGAUACAGAGUUUCAGCCCCGAACUUAAGGACUUGGUUGACAAUUUGUUGCAAGUUGAUUUGUCUAAGCGAUUUGGCAGCUUAAUAAAUGGCAAUAAGGAUAUUAAAAAUCAUGAUUGGUUCAAGCCGAUCGAUUGGUUUGGUAUUCUCAAUCAGGAGGCACCUGCACCGUAUGUGCCACAAAUCGCGCAUGCAGAAGAUUUGUCGAAUUUUGAUAAAUUUCCCGAGUUUCAUCGCGGACCGAAAUCGAAAAUAUGUCGUUUUUGUGACACGUUCGCUGAGUUUUAAUUCUUUUUUUAAGAAUUUUUAUACCCGAUUUACUGUAUUGGCAAGCAAGCAAGUACGAGGUACUUGCGGAGAGUUAACUGCAUUUUUCGGGCACAUUGUUAAAGAAAAAAAUUAAAUAAUUUAUGUAAAAAAAUAAUUAAAAAUAUCACAAUAUAA
Ceratitis capitata (Mediterranean fruit fly) is the source of this 1299-nucleotide messenger RNA. Its product is annotated as protein kinase DC1. The transcript is spliced from 5 exons. Gene Ontology annotation, molecular function: ATP binding; cAMP-dependent protein kinase activity. The record is from RefSeq and is a predicted model, not a curated record. Gene Ontology annotation, biological process: peptidyl-serine phosphorylation. Gene Ontology annotation, cellular component: nucleus; cAMP-dependent protein kinase complex. Bases 64 to 1143 code for a protein of 359 amino acids. NCBI's taxonomy places the organism in Eukaryota, Metazoa, Arthropoda, Insecta, Diptera, Tephritidae.